AUGCUGCUGAUUCCUAUCGGCCUUGCUGGCGUCGUGCUGUUCUCCAGCGCUGCCACCCGUCCUCCGCGCGCCUCGCCCAAGUGUGCCGCAGAGGCCAUGCCUACCGUCGAUCUCUACGCGCCUGGCACCCGUGCUUCCUACGCCGGGAAUCUGGUGCCAUCCACCCCGCUAACAGAGCCCGCGUAUGGCUCUCCGCUUCCCUGGCUUGCACUCACCCACCCUCCGCUUCCCUGGCUUGCACUCUCCGCUUCCCAGGCGGGAUUUCUGGUCGACCUCCACGAAGCCAAGGCCACCUUCAACUUUUGCGGCGGCAUGAUGUUCCAGCUCGCCCUCUCCGACAAGCUGCACAGCCACCUCAGCGCCGUGUCCUCUCGCGGCGCCUCCGACGCGCAGCAGCCGGUGCUGCACGAUGCGGGAAAGCGGCGGAUGCAGCAGCUUGCCGGCUACGACAAAACCGGCGCCGCCGACAACGCGCGCGUCUUUCACGGCCGCGAGGUGCGGCAGGUCCACUCAGCCGCGGGCGGCAUGGGCAUGGUGCUUCAGCUGUCGCUCGCAGGCGAGGAGGAGGACGCGGAGGGCUGGACGAAGAAGGAGCUCUCUGGCUACGACGGCUGGGGGCACGACUCGUCGCGAAAGUGGAACCUGGCUCGCGAGGCGGACGCCUUUCGCGCAAAGUGGGGUGCCCAGGCGGUGACGCUCCAGCACCGCUUCUACCUGCACGUCGACGCGCAGGACAACCUCUGGCUCUCCGCGGAGGACGGCUGCGAGGGCUAUCUGGCGGCGGCUCCCCCGGCCCGGCCCAAGCUCCGCCCAAUGGCCAAGCGACGGCUGAACCCGGACGAGAUUCGAGCGGCCGUGGAGGCGGGACACCCCCCCAGCUCGGUCAACUACGAGACCGACAAAAAAUGGCAUGCCGGGCAGAAUCGCUGGCUCGCCAAAUGGAAGCAACGCCGGCUCCCCGACAGCGGGAGCAGCCGGCGGGACCACUGGGGCGAUCGAAAGCAGCAGCAUGCGCGGCUGCUGCGGGCGGCGGAGAAUGAGUCAUCUGCCUCCUUGAAGCGCCAGCGCAAGGCCGCAGCGACACCUGCCGUGACACAUAGCGGCCGUGUGCACGCUGGCCCGUCACGGCUCAAGAGGCCAAAGCCGCCGCCAGAAGGUGGCAACCAGCAGGCGUACGAGCUCGCCAUGGGCAUGUAUGGUAUUGCUCGCGACACCCGGAGCAAGAUGUCGAGGCGGACCAAGAGCGAAGACGCCGAGCGCAAGAGGGAUGCGCGAGCGAUCACGGCGAUGACGACAAGGCCGCAGGCAGUCAAGGCCGCCAAGGAGCGAAUGGAGAGGGAGCGCGAGCGGUCGCAGCGGCGGCGUGAUGUGGCAAAGCUCAAAGUGCUCAAGGCCGUCGAUGAGGCGCUGCGAGAUUCUGACUAUUGGCGGACCACUGGCUUCUUCAGCAGCGUGCGAGGGGAUAACUACUAUGACCAUUGGCUGUGCCUCGCAAUCAAGGAGUAG
Molecule: messenger RNA, 1506 nt
Organism: Emiliania huxleyi CCMP1516
Lineage: Eukaryota; Haptophyta; Isochrysidales; Noelaerhabdaceae
Exons: 4
Coding region: 1-1506 (501 amino acids)
Source: RefSeq, a predicted model, not a curated record